GAUGAUCUUUUAACUGGUCUUUGGUCAUUAAUUUAAUGUAAUCAUUGAUAUGGCUGUACUUAAGUCAAUUAUCUUGCUAUUUGUCUUCUAUUUGUGCUGUAUGCUCUUUGUUCAUUUUUUCCUUUCUGCAUGCCUUUUGAAUUAAUCAGGCAUUAUUUGGUAUCCCAUUUAUUCUUAAUUAUACCUUUUGACUUUUUUAAAAAAAGUGUUUGCUCUAGAGAUUACAAUAUAUAUCCAUUGCCCUCAGUGAGAAGUUCACAGUCCUUAACAGGGUUUAUUAAGAUUCAUGACCUGAUCCCUGAUCGUUAUCUCCAACCUUUCUCCUGAACCCUGCAAGCUCCGGGGGUCGGUAUUAGGCUUGUUGCAGUUCAUUAAUGUUCCACACGGACUGUAACCUUCAAGGCUCUAUCAAAGGCUUUCUUCUGCUUCCAACACCCCACACUCCAGCUAGCUAACUAGGACUCAAGCAUCACUUCCUAAGUGUUUAGGGUGAAUGAAUGUGUGUGUAAGGCUUCCUGUAUGGGGCCAAUGCAUGUGUGUGUGUGUCAGGGAAGGGGGCAGUGGUGUUAAAUCUCCCUGCCGCAUGCUUCCCAGGCACCCAGUAAUCUUUCUUAUUAGUUAGCACAUUUGUAUGUCUGCCUUCCCAGUCAACCAUGCAGGCCCGCUGUUUGUUUUGCCAUCACUGUAUCCCAGCACUUUGCAGAGAUCUUGCAUGACAGAGGCAUUCAAUAAGACUACUUACCUGAAUUAAACAGAAUGAUAUGACUUAAAUGGAGAGAACUGGCUUAUUUUACAUAGAGGAACAAAAAGUCUUGAGAGCUGCUCAAGGUCACAAUGUUAGUGGCAAGGCCAAAGCGAAGACAAGAAGUGGAGUGAUCCGGAGACAGCCAAGUCUUCCCAGCCAGAUCUGUACUGAUGGAUCCUGCUCAUUGCUUUUCAUGGAGAAAAGGAAACUUUUCCUACUCAAAGGCUCGGCGCGGGCCUGGGACCUUGCCAAAGUGCAGGGCCCCAGGCAGAGUUCACCAGAUGUUCUGUAGAACGGAAAGAGGAGAAAUUACAAACUCAGGUCAAAAGCUUUCAAAGGGGAAGGAUGUUUUCAGGAUGCCCUUAAUCGGAAUUAAUGUAAGUCCGGAAAGCCUUUUCCAUGGGCCGCAACCAGGCAUACAUUUGUCCAGUAACCUCGGUGACUCUGCCUGUAAAUGGGGACACUAAGGCCGGGGGGCAGAGGGAGGGGCCCCCGUGUGCCAGGGGCGGGGAGACCGGGGCGGGAAGGCCGCCAGGGCGCUGAGGCCGCAGAGAGCGGAGGUGGCAGCGGGCGGCCCGUCCCUUCCAGGCGGAGCUCUGGCCCUGGGCCCCCUCCCCUUCCGCGGCUUCCCCUCCCCGCCCCACGGUGCUGCAGCGUGUGCGCUCCCUGCGCGCAGGCCACACCCGGGCGUCCUGCGGCCUAGGGCGCAAGUUGACGAACCGUGCCCGGAACCUUCUGGGAAGCCCGACCCGGCGUGGACGGUCCCGAGUGCGAGUGCCUGGGCCCGGGUGCCCUGCGCACAGCGGCGGAGAGCGAGUCCGGGCGAGGAUUCGGACACAGACUGCGCGUGCCUGAGUGCCGGCGGCGGCUCCUCCAGCUCCGCAAAUGUUCAUGCUCCCUCAGAAGGACUCCGGGACACCUACCACCUCUCCGGGUUCACUCUCCACACAGGGCCUGCACAGUAACCAUGGGGAUGGUCUGGAAAGAGAAGGCUCUGGAAAACCAGACCAGAAGCCGCUGAAGCUCUAUGGAGUGGGUGAUCCCACUGCCAUGUUCUCCUCCGACAGCCCCUACCUGUCCUCUAGAGGCAGCAUCAUUAAAUGGUUCUGGGAUUCAGCAGAGGAGGGCUACAGGACCUACCACAUGGAUGAGUAUGAGGAUGAGAACCCCAGUGGCAUCAUUAACUUGGGCACCAGUGAGAACAAACUCUGCUUUGACCUGCUGUCCAGGCGGCUGAGUCAGAGCGACAUGCUGCGGGUGGAGCCGUCCCUGCUGCAGUACCCUGACUGGAGGGGACAUCUGUUCCUCCGGGAGGAAGUGGCCAGGUUCCUGUCUUUCUACUGCAGGAGCCCCGCACCCCUUAAACCAGAGAACGUCGUGGUUCUGAAUGGCUGUGCCUCUCUCUUCUCCGCUCUGGCCACAGUACUGUGUGAGGUGGGGGAGGCUUUCCUGAUCCCUGCCCCUUACUAUGGAGCCAUCACGCAGCAUGUGUAUCUCUAUGGCAACGUCCGACUGGUCUGUGUCUAUCUGGACAGUGAGGUCACUGGGCUGGAGACACGCCCCUUCCAGCUCACAGUGGAGAAGCUCGAGAUGGCGCUGGAAGGAGCUAAUUCUGAGGGUGUGAAGGUCAAAGGCCUCAUCCUCAUCAACCCCCAGAACCCUCUGGGUGAUGUCUAUUCCCCAGGAGAGCUGCAGGAGUACCUGAAGUUCGCCAAGAGGCAUGAGCUGCACGUGAUGGUGGAUGAGGUCUACAUGCUGUCCGUGUUUGAGGAGUCGGUUGGGUACCACAGUGUCCUGAGCCUGGAAAGGCUGCCUGACCCCCAGAGGACCCACGUGAUGUGGGCGACCAGCAAGGACUUCGGGAUGUCUGGGCUCCGCUUUGGCACGCUGUACACAGAAAACCAGGACGUGGCCACUGCGGUAUCCUCCCUCUGCCGCUAUCACGGCCUCAGUGGCUUGGUCCAGUAUCAGAUGGCACAGCUGCUCCGGGACCGUGACUGGAUCAACCAAGUGUACCUGCCGGAAAACCACGCCCGGCUCAAGGCUGCUCACACCUAUGUCUCGGAAGAGCUCCGGGCCCUGGGGAUCCCCUUCGUGAGCCGUGGGGCCGGCUUCUUCAUCUGGGUCGACUUGAGGAAGUACCUGCCCGCGGCCACCUUUGAGGAGGAGAAGCUGCUCUGGCGCCGCUUUUUGGAUAACAAGGUGCUGCUGUCCUUUGGCCAAGCCUUCGAGUGCAAAGAGCCUGGCUGGUUCCGCUUGGUUUUCUCUGACAAGACCCACCGGCUUCGCCUGGGGAUGCAGAGGGUCCGGCGGGUGCUUGAGGGCAAAUCCCAGGUGGCAGAAGACGCCCCUUCCUGCUAGACCUAGGAGCCGAGGGGUCCGCACAGGGAAACAAGUCAAAGGAGCAACACACGUUAAGAGAGCGUUUGCCCCCAAAAGAAAGAAGAGUGAUGAUUUCUACAAGGAGAAAGGAAUUAAUUCUGUAUGUUCAGAUUACUCUCCCUGCACAUAGGAUGUGUGGGCCUACAGCACACCUGGGACCUGGGACAUGGGACCAGCCCCCGCGUGGGCCGAGGUGAACGGGUCCCCGGCGGGAGUCAGGAGGGGCGACUCUAUCUCCAGGAUACUCUUCUUCCUGGGAAGGAACUGCCUUUACUGCUGGUCUUGAACCAGAGCGACCUAGCCGUGACUGUGCUGGGAGAUGAUGGGGCCCUGAACGGAGGCUGCUAUGGGGACAAGCUCUGACCCAGGCUGGCCUUUCCACCUUAAGCAUCAAAGGGCCGCUCACCCCUUCCCCAGGGGUGCUUUAGUUCAGAGCUCCAAGGAGCUUUCUGAACCAGCCUUAAAGCUGUGGGCUGAGGACCCUUCUCAGGUGCCGACACUGCUGUUUGGAAAAGCUAUCUUCCUCUGUUCUUCUGUUUAGAGCAUGUUGGUGAAAUCAGCGUUUACUUUCUAUAAACCAUGCUCUAUGGCUUAGGAUUUGUCUUCCUCUUUCUGCCUUUCAUUCAUUCCUCCUUCCUCCCUGUCUUUUCUUGAAUACCUUGUACGUGCCGGACACUGUGCUAGGUAAUUUACAUGCAUCGUUUCUAACUCUAACCACCGUGGGAAGCUGGCAAUAUUAGCCCUCAUUUUAGAGAUGAGGAAACUGAGUCUCAAACAGAUGAAAUGAUGUUUCUGAAGUUACAUAGCUAAAAAGUGUCAGGGCCAGGAUUCAAGUUCAGGUUGGUUUGGUUCACAAUCUUUCCACUCCGCCAAACCACAGUCCCGAAGGAUUCUUUGACUUUUCCAGUCCUGAGAACCAGGCUUCAUGCUGUCAUCGUUUCACCUUCCAUUAUUUUUCAACAUCGUUGGCUAAGUAGCACUCGUUUCUACUCCCACUUCCAGGAUACGUUGAUGCCAGGAUUUGCUGUACUGGGAUGCCUGCCGCUUUUCAGGAGGUCAGAACAGAAUGGCCACGUUGACGGCCCUACACGUCCUCUCCAGAGACCUCUGUUGUGACGCUGCCACUGUUGUUGAGGGUCCCCUGUGAAGGACCCACGUGAUGAAUUCCAUUUAGAAUUUUCAGAAGGAUGACUCCUAGCUCUCCCUUAGAGGGAAUCCAAGCAGGUUUCCUAGCAGAGGCUGACUAAACUAGGAAUCUGGAUCUGAACUGAGCUCAUUGGUUUGAGUAGAGCUGGCUUGUGCUCUGCUGAAUGGCUGUGUUCCAUAUGUCUCCCUUUCUGGAGCAUGGACUGGACAUAUCCUACACCCACCUCACAUCUUCUCUGCUCACCUUUCUGCUCUGCCAGUUACUACAGCCAUCAGAUUUUGUGUUCUCUCCUUCUCUUUUCUUCUCUUUCCUCUGUGUGGCUUCAUUUUCAGACAUGCUCCAUUCAGAUGGUGGCAAGAUGGCUUCCAGGCAGCUCCAGGUUACAUGGUCCUUGUAGUAGACACCUACAGGGUAUUAGCAGGAUAGACACCCUUUCUUCCUCAGCAUUCAUUUCUCUCCUGCCAUAGGAGGCCAGCAGGCCUUACCUCAAUCUUCUGCCCAUCCAGGGGAACCCAGGUUCUAUUCAUCUGUCCACUCUGCCAUCCUUAGUGGGUUGGCUUUUCCCCUUCAAGCUUAUUUCCUCAUUGUCUCAAUAUGGCUACAGAAGCUCCAAACAUCACCUCCUCACCAACCACUUCCAGACACAGAAAAGAGAGUAUGUUUUUCUGUUGCCUCCUUUUCAUUUUAUUUCAUUCAUUUAAAAAAUAUUUGUUUAAGCCUCAGAUUUGUAGUAGUUCUUUGUAUGUCUGGAAAUGAGUAUUUAUUUUGCCAGAUACUCUUCAUUUAUUAACAUUCACUUUAUCAUUUUCUUUAUUCUCCUCCUGAACAUGGAAAUGACCUUAGAACACUUAACUCUCACUCCUUUAUUUUCAUCUCCUGCCAUAUUGUUGACUAGUAUUUUAGUUAAUGCCUCUUUGUUGUAGUUGUUUUUUUCUUCCUCUGGAAAUUGUGCUUUGAAAAGUCAUGACAACCCCAGUUUGGUCGAAGACCUGGUCAAAUAGAACCUCCAGUUCUGAUGUGAAUAUUUCUAACAAUAGUUCUAAGGCUUCAAGACUCUCAACAGGAUAUUUAAUGUUUGACACCAUGUUUUCUCAGACUCCAUCACCCUAUGUCAAAAUUUAGGGCAUUGUUUUCCCAUAAAGAGUCUGAAAAAGAGUUCAAAAGAAACUGAGAAUAGUAGUUGCCUAUGGGGUAGGGAAACUGGGAGGAUGGGAAACAAGGACAGAAGUGAGAAUUUUUACUCUUUCUUUCACUUUAAUGGUUCUCCUGGGUUUGUUUUAAUGCUUUUUGUUUUUAAAACCACAUGAAAGCUGUAUACAGUAAAAAAAGAAAUAAACUUAAAAAUUCUAUUUAGAGAAAGUACCUAGGAGAGUUACAGAUACCAUCUAGGUCUAGUACUGGUCUCAGAUGUCUUUUGAGCUUCUGCUAAAACACUGCAUUCAAUUAAUUUUUAAAAACUGAAGUAAAGUUUACCUACAGUGAAUUGGGCAGGUCUUAACUGUAAGAUUCAAUGUCCUUGACAUAUAUACAUACAUCUGUGUAACUAAUAUCCUAUCCCCGUCAUGAUGUGGAACAGUUCUAUUACUGCAGAAAGUUCCUUCAAGCUCUUAUGUAAGUCUCCCAAUCUCCUACAGGCAGCCACCACUCUGAUUUCUAGCUCCAUGCAUAAAGUUUCCCAAAGGAAUCAUAUAGCUGUUCCCUUUUGUGUCUGGGUUAUUUUGCUCAGCUUCAUGUUUUAGGGUUCAUUUACAUUUACAUGUAUCAGUACUACAUUCUUUUCUCUCUAUGUAGUAAUAUCCCCUUUUCACUCCUAAUAGUGGUAACUUUUGCUCUCUCUGCUUUUGUUUUUGUCAUGAACAGUCUUGUAUUGGUUUUAUCAAUUUUACUAGUUUUUCACAAUGAACUAUUACUUUUGUUAAUUCUAUUGUAUUUUUGUUUUCUAAUUUGUUAAUUUUUUUUCUUUAGGUGUUUAUAUGAGUACAUGGGACCUAUAAUUUUUGUAUAAAGGGAAAAUCAUCAUUUUUUGCUCCUUUCUUCUGCCAUUACUUUUCCCCCCUCACCUGCCAAAGCUACUGUUAUUCCCUAAUUUAAAGAAAAAGUACAAAAUAUGUGCAUCUUAUUGUACAUAAAUUUUAUCUCAUAAGAAAAAAGGAACUGCAAAAUAUUGAUCUCCAGUUAAUGAUAUGCAUUCAAUAAAAUAUUCAGAUGUAA
Delphinapterus leucas (beluga whale) is the source of this 6485-nucleotide messenger RNA. The record is from RefSeq and is a predicted model, not a curated record. Lineage: Eukaryota; Metazoa; Chordata; Mammalia; Artiodactyla; Monodontidae.